AACAACCUCAUCUCUAAAGUGCCCCGGGGAGCCCUGAGCCGUCAGACCUGCCUCCGUGAACUGUUUCUCCAGCACAAUCAGUUGACAGACAGCAGUUUGGAUGCCACCACCUUCAGCAAGCUGCACAGUUUGGAGUACCUGGACCUUUCCUACAACCAGCUGAGGGCGGUGCCCGCCGGCCUGCCCCGGACCCUGGCCGUGCUGCACUUGGGUCGGAACCGCAUCCAGCAAGUGGAAGCUGCCCGGCUAAAGGGGGCGCGGGGCCUGAGGUAUCUGCUGCUCCAACACAAUGAGCUGGGGGGCUCAGGCUUGCCCCCCAAGGCGCUGCGGCCUCUGCGGAAACUGCACACACUGCACCUCUACGGGAACCAGCUGCAGCGCGUGCCCCCGGGCCUGCCCCGCAGCCUGCGGGCCCUGGUGAUGCCACACAACCGCCUGGCCACGCUGGGCGCCCGGGAUCUGGCAGCCACGCCCGGCCUGGGCGAGCUCAACCUGGCCUACAACCGCCUGACCA
Dipodomys ordii (Ord's kangaroo rat) is the source of this 514-nucleotide messenger RNA. Its product is annotated as podocan-like protein 1. The transcript has 2 exons. Lineage: Eukaryota; Metazoa; Chordata; Mammalia; Rodentia; Heteromyidae. The record is from RefSeq and is a predicted model, not a curated record. The annotation marks the transcript as partial. Gene Ontology annotation, molecular function: protein binding.